Messenger RNA from Papaver somniferum (opium poppy), 675 nucleotides. Its product is annotated as 60S ribosomal protein L38-like. Lineage: Eukaryota; Viridiplantae; Streptophyta; Magnoliopsida; Ranunculales; Papaveraceae. The record is from RefSeq and is a predicted model, not a curated record. Gene Ontology annotation, cellular component: cytosolic large ribosomal subunit; ribosome. The transcript is spliced from 3 exons. Gene Ontology annotation, molecular function: structural constituent of ribosome. Bases 133 to 345 code for a protein of 70 amino acids. Gene Ontology annotation, biological process: translation; protein-RNA complex assembly.
UGGAUAGUGAGUCUACACGAGUGAUAAAAUUAGGGUUUCAGAAGAAGGAAUAUAUAUUUACGGCAUUUCAUCUCUUUCUCCGCUUCUUCGAACUUUGUUGUACUUCGGGGCUCCUCUCUCAUAUCUACGACAAUGCCUAAGCAAAUUAAUGAGAUUAAGGAUUUCCUUCUAACUGCAAGAAGGAAGGAUGCUCGUUCAGUCAGAAUUAAGAGGAGCAAGGAUGUCGUUAAGUUCAAGGUUAGGUGCUCCAAGUAUUUGUACACACUUUGCGUCUUUGACACAGACAAGGCAGACAAGUUGAAGCAAUCACUUCCUCCAGGUUUGAGCGUUCAAGAACUUAAGUAGAAGGAAUUUGGUGAUUUCUGGAGGCCUGGUGGACGAUCUCCUUUUAGAAGGAAUUUGGUGAUUUCUGGAGGCCUGGUGGACGAUCUCCUUUUAAGACUUGAGAAGGAUAGCAAUGUUUCGUUUAUUAUUUUACCAGCUGAUAUUCUCUUAUUUUAUCUUCUGAGUUCUUGUCUAAGAUUUGUGCAAUGAUUAAUGUAGGGCAGUAGUUAUUUUACAUUUCGAAAGAUGAUAUAUUAUGAUAUUUUGGUAAUUAGAGAGAGAUGAGUUGCUUGUGUUGAUACAUAUCCAGUUCAUUUUGUGAUCUUAAGUAGCAAACUUACUUCUGCACUA